This is a messenger RNA of Pongo pygmaeus (Bornean orangutan), 3731 nucleotides long. RefSeq names its product solute carrier family 2 member 8 (gene SLC2A8). Bases 94 to 1854 code for a protein of 586 amino acids. Gene Ontology annotation, molecular function: D-glucose transmembrane transporter activity. Gene Ontology annotation, cellular component: membrane. The record is from RefSeq and is a predicted model, not a curated record. The transcript is spliced from 9 exons. Gene Ontology annotation, biological process: D-glucose transmembrane transport. Lineage: Eukaryota; Metazoa; Chordata; Mammalia; Primates; Hominidae.
GCCCAUUGGCUGCGAGAGGCCGGUGCGCGCCGCACUAGCCGGGCCGGUGGCGGUUCAGGCGCCAGAGCUGGCCGAUCGGCGUUAGCCGCGGCCAUGACGCCCGAGGACCCAGAGGAAACCCAGCCGCUUCUGGGGCCUCCUGGCGGCAGCGCGCCCCGCGGCCGCCGCGUCUUCCUCGCCUCCUUCGCCGCUGCCCUGGGCCCCCUCAGCUUCGGCUUCGCGCUCGGCUACAGCUCCCCGGCCAUCCCUAGCCUGCAGCGCGCCGCGCCCCCGGCCCCGCGCCUGGACGACGCCGCCGCCUCCUGGUUCGGGGCCGUCGUGACCCUGGGUGCCGCGGCGGGGGGAGUGCUGGGCGGCUGGCUGGUGGACCGCGCCGGGCGCAAGCUGAGCCUCCUGCUGUGCUCCGUGCCCUUCGUGGCCGGCUUUGCCGUCAUCACCGCGGCCCAGGACGUGUGGAUGCUGCUGGGGGGCCGCCUCCUCACCGGCCUGGCCUGCGGUGUUGCCUCCCUAGUGGCCCCGGUCUACAUCUCUGAAAUCGCCUACCCAGCAGUCCGGGGGUUGCUCGGCUCCUGUGUGCAGCUGAUGGUCGUCGUCGGCAUCCUCCUGGCCUACCUGGCAGGCUGGGUGCUGGAGUGGCGCUGGCUGGCCGUGCUGGGCUGCGUGCCCCCCUCCCUCAUGCUGCUGCUCAUGUGCUUCAUGCCCGAGACCCCGCGCUUCCUGCUGACUCAGCACAGGCACCAGGAGGCCAUGGCCGCCCUGCGGUUCCUGUGGGGCUCCGAGCAGGGCUGGGAAGACCCCCCCAUCGGGGCUGAGCAGAGCUUCCACCUGGCCCUGCUGCGGCAGCCCAGCAUCUACAAGCCCUUCGUCAUCGGCGUCUCCCUGAUGGCCUUCCAGCAGCUGUCAGGGGUCAACGCCGUCAUGUUCUAUGCAGAGACCAUCUUUGAAGAGGCCAAGUUCAAGGACAGCAGCCUGGCCUCGGUCGUCGUGGGUGUCAUCCAGGUGCUGUUCACAGCUGUGGCGGCUCUCAUCAUGGACAGAGCAGGGCGGAGGCUGCUCCUGGUCUUGUCAGGUGCGGUCAUGGUGUUCAGCACGAGUGCCUUUGGCGCCUACUUCAAGCUGACCCAGGGUGGCCCUGGCAACUCCUCGCACGUGGCCGUCUCGGCGCCUGUCUCCGCACAGCCUGUUGAUGCCAGCGUGGGGCUGGCCUGGCUGGCCGUGGGCAGCAUGUGCCUCUUCAUCGCCGGCUUUGCGGUGGGCUGGGGGCCCAUCCCCUGGCUCCUCAUGUCAGAGAUCUUCCCUCUGCAUGUCAAGGGCGUGGCGACAGGCAUCUGCGUCCUCACCAACUGGCUCAUGGCCUUUCUUGUGACCAAGGAGUUCAGCAGCCUCAUGGUGAGUGCAGGCUCCACCAGCAUCACGUUCGUGCAGGCUCCACCAGCAUCACGUUCGUGCAGGCUCCACCAGCAUCACGUUCGUGCAGGCUCCACCAGCAUCACGUUCGUGCAGGCUCCACCAGCAUCACGUUCGUGCAGGCUCCACCAGCAUCACGUUCGUGCAGGCUCCACCAGCAUCACGUUCGUGCAGGCUCCACCAGCAUCACGUUCGUGCAGGCUCCACCAGCAUCACGUUCGUGCAGUCAGCCGAGAAGUACUUUCUAAAACCACUUGUAUUGCAGAAGACCCAGGGUUGUGGCCUUACAUGCAGCCUGAGCCCCACCAUGCCUGGGCCACUGGCCAUCUUGGGCAAGGCGAAGUGGAGGCAGAUGGGCUGGGCCAGAUGGGGAACCCAGGCUGUGACCCCUUGGGAGUCCUCUGCCUGUCCUGGCAGUCAGACAGCACAGCUGCCCCCUCCCCUUAGUGAACGUCAGGAAAGUGGGCCUUCAGCCUAAGGUCUACAUGGGAAGAGUUGACAGGACUGGGCUGCAGCCCCACCCUGGCUACUUCCUUGCUGUGUGACCUUGGGUAUGAUGCUUACCUUCUCUGAGCCCGCUUCUCUGGCUGAAACUGGAGGAUAGUAACAGCAGCUUGCUCUUAAGGCUGAUGGGAGCAUUAAUUCAGUUCAUCCUGUUGCUGCCUUCUCACGAAUGGACUGGCACAGGUGUGGUCCCUGUCCUGGGGCUUCCCAGCCAACAGAGAGACAGUUCUGGGGUAGAUGAUCUGGUUGUUUGUUAAGUCAUUUGUGCCCUCCAGGUCUCCUGGCAUGUGCCAUGUCCAGGCCCAUUCAAGGCGCCAGGGAGAGCAAUGAACAAGAUGGACGGGGUCCCCUUGAUGACAAGGACGGGAAAGGCCAUGGCAGUAGUAGGGGAAUGAACCCCAGUGGGGCUGGGUUAGGAUGUGGCGGGGCGGGUCAGUGAGGGGCCAGCCUGGAGUCUGUGCAGAGUCUAGGACCCGCCUGGGGAGCACAGCGGGGGGGCCGGGCCGAUGCCUGGGGGUGGAGAUUACUUGCUGCAGCUGGGAGGGGAUGGGCAGCAAAGGAAGAAGGAAAAGAAGCCAAGAAGGAGGUGACAAAGGACCUAACAGUCCUUUUUUAGGAGAGAAAAUGUCCAAGAGGCCAAGAGAAGGCCUUCAAGGAGGGAGAGAUCCAGGUCCCAGAGGACCAGGAGCUGAGAAGCACCUUUUUAGUUCUGACACGUGGGAGGUCACAGUGGUGGCGGAUGGCAGGGACGGGUUCUGACUGAAGGGGACGGCUCACUCCUGCCUCCAUGCCACUAGCCCCAAGAGUCCCCAUGUGCUCCUGGGGCCAUGCUCGCUUUGCCCUGUCUCACCCAUUUCCACCACACUAUGAAAGAACCCCCCGGGGGCCUCAGGGUGGGGCCAAAACUGAGGGUGGAGGGUCGGUCCGUGGGCCCUGGAGUCAGACCUGGAGCAGGAGCCCAGCUGUCACUGGAUAGCGGGUCUCUGGCCUUGAGGCAGUCACUUCAUUGCUGUGAGCCUCAGUUUCCCCAGCCAUACGACCUCAGUAUCUUGGACAGUGCUUGGCCCAAGCCACCAGACUGGAUGCCAGACUAUCCUCCACGUCCCAGAGCUGGGUGGAGACAAAAUGGGUGUGGCCUUGGGCAGGGCAGGCUGGGUCAGGGGACUGGACCCCCUGGUGGCAGAGCUGUCUCAGUGAUUGCGUGGGGCCUCCUGAUCUCUCCCCGCGUCCACCUGUGGCCUUUCCUUUCUCUGCAGGAGGUCCUCAGGCCCUAUGGAGCCUUCUGGCUUGCCUCCGCUUUCUGCAUCUUCAGUGUCCUUUUCACUUUGUUCUAUGUCCCUGAAACUAAAGGAAAGACUCUGGAACAAAUCACAGCCCAUUUUGAGGGGCGAUGACAGCCACUCACUAGGGGACGGAGCAAGCCUGUGACUCCAAGCUGGGCCCAAGCCCAGAGCCCCUGCCUGCCCCAGGGGAGCCAGAAUCCAGGAGCACAGCCCCUUGGAGCCUUGGUCUGCAGGGUCCCUCCUUCCUGUCAUGCUGCCUCCAGCCCACGACCCGGAGCUAGGAAGCUCACUGCCUCCUGUUCCAGCUCCUGCUGCUGCUCUGCGGACUCGAACACCUUCGAGCUUUGCAGACCUGCGGUCAGCCCUCCAUGCACAACACUAAAGCAGCAGAAGGGGAGGUGGGCCUCUGGGAUCUUUGUCUUCUGGCUGGAGGUGCUUUUGGAGGUUGGGUGCUGGGCACCCGGUCGGUCCUCUCACACGGCUGCCUUAUCGGGAAGGAACUUUGUUUGCCAAAUAAAGAUUGACACAGAAAAUCAA